GAGCCAGGACCUGAACCUGCAGCUGGGGAAAAGGGCAGGCAUCCGUCUCUGCACACCCUAGGCUGUUCCCUGUCCAGUCUGCUGACUGGAGAUGGAGCAUCGGAGGGGUGGUCUGCAGGGUGAGGGGGUAUGAAGGACAACUCUGGAGAGCCUAGAGACUUCAGGCUACCACACCCCUUCCUUUCCCUAGAAGCUCAGCCCCAGGGAAGUACAGCCCAAGCUACUUCUGUGUCCUGGCUUGCAUGCUGGGAGACUUAGGAACCCAUCAUCUCAGAAAUCAAGUCAGGUGGUGAGGAUACCCUCAGUGGACAGAGCUGAGGAAGAAAAGGAUUAAAGGACCUCUGCUGGAUGAGGGGCUACAGGGGUGUGAGUCCCAGGCUGACGAGAGAAAGGUGGGCAGAGCAGAGAUCUUAAAAUCUGGAUGGCCUCCAUCUUGGACAGAAAUGGGCACAGGCUGGGGAGAGAGGAGGCGUUCAAAACCGCUGCCAGCAUGCUAAUUGGAUGCUUUAGCUUAUGUUUCUCCUGGGGACACUGGAAUUUGAAGUCAGCUUUCAUUGGCCUAAGAAGUUCCUAGACCUUCACACACCCCACCCCACCCCCAGUGAAAGUGUGGUCUAAACAUCAAGAAUGAUAAACCCUAUGAAAACCCAUUGAAGAGCCCAAGGCUCUUGCUAAGCAGCUGGUCCUCUCACGUUGCCACACCAGCUUCCAUAGUUAGCACUCCCUGCUUCUGCAUCCUAAAUGGGAGUGUCUGAGGCAGCUGAGGGCCAAAGAACCUUGUUACCUGAGUACACACCCCAUCAGGGCAUACCCCCCACCCAUUCCUCACUUUCAGGAAGUCGUUCUGAGGCCCACUCAAGUACUCAAUGCUCAGACCUAGCACACUGCAGUCAUCUGGGUAGCAUCUCUACCCACCUCCAUACCAGCUUGUAGCUCCAGUCCCCUUGGGAGGGGCCAGGAGCCGGAAGCCAAGAAAGAGGAACCCAGGCUUCCGGCUUCUCAGGGACUGAGCAGAUGGGGGUGUCUUAGAGCCAUUUAUGGGAGGCCCAACUGCAGUAUCCCCAUCUCCGGCACCUCUAUAUGGGAUCCAGCAGACUCCCAGACUGCACUGAAGGUCCAGAGCUGGCACCACAGAACCUGGCAACCCCCUCCACCCACCCAUGCCCACCCCACAUGAGGCUGAGAAACAGCACACAGGACCAGAGGAGGCAGACAGGCCCCCAUUGAUGUCCAGCCAUGAUGCAGCCCCUUCAGGACCCCCCAGUCGCAACCCCUGCUGCUUAUGCUGGUGCUGCUGCUGCAGUUGCUCCUGGAACCAAGAACGGCAGCGAGCUUGGCAGGCUUCUCGGGAAAGCAAGUUGCAACCCCUCCCCAGCUGUGAAGUUUGCACUCCACCAAGUCCUGAGGAAGUACAGAGCUGGGCACAGUCCUUUGACAAGUUAAUGCAUAGCCCCACGGGCCGCAGUGUAUUCCGGGCAUUCCUGCGCACAGAAUACAGCGAAGAGAACAUGCUCUUCUGGCUGGCCUGUGAGGAGUUGAAAGCAGAGGCCAACCAACAUGUGGUGGAUGAGAAGGCGCGACUUAUCUAUGAGGACUACGUGUCCAUCCUGUCCCCCAAGGAGGUGAGCCUGGACUCCCGUGUGCGAGAAGGCAUCAAUAGGAAGAUGCAAGAGCCGUCACCACACACGUUUGAUGAUGCGCAGCUGCAGAUCUACACCCUCAUGCACCGGGACUCCUAUCCUCGCUUCCUCACCUCCCCCGCCUACCGCUCUCUGCUACUCCAGGGGGCCCCACAGUCCUCCUCUGAGGCCUAGGUGCUUGCCACACAGAUGCCCUGCUCCUGUGGGCAGACUAGGGGCGAACCCUGCCCCGUUUGGCUGGAUAUAGACUCAGCCCCAGUGGCAACUGCAAUGUUCUGCUCUGCCCUAGCCUGUUCCAGCUGGGGGUUCUCCGAGAUGGUGCCUCAGACCCUCCAGUCACGUGCCCAGGAGAUGUUCUCACAGAGAACAACCUCUGUGCCAACAGGUUUGUAGCAAGACUGUUUAUUCCGCAGAACCAGAUGUAGGACCUCAGAGUCAGGCUCAAAAAAAGAGCCCAUUUAUAUUUUAUAUGUUAAUGAACUUUAAAAUUGGAAAUAUGUCCUUAUUGUACAUUUUAUCAAAAGAAAAAAGAAAGCUUUCACAUUCACCUGAUUUCCUACACAUGCCAAAAACAUGAUAUGGUAUUCUUGACCUUUUAAAA
Messenger RNA from Arvicola amphibius (Eurasian water vole), 2241 nucleotides. It is a transcript of the gene Rgs19, whose product is annotated as regulator of G protein signaling 19. Lineage: Eukaryota; Metazoa; Chordata; Mammalia; Rodentia; Cricetidae. The record is from RefSeq and is a predicted model, not a curated record. Bases 1161 to 1814 code for a protein of 217 amino acids. The transcript is spliced from 6 exons.